Purpureocillium takamizusanense is the source of this 1474-nucleotide messenger RNA. RefSeq lists its product as uncharacterized. Gene Ontology annotation, biological process: fatty acid elongation. Gene Ontology annotation, molecular function: ketoreductase activity. Lineage: Eukaryota; Fungi; Ascomycota; Sordariomycetes; Hypocreales; Ophiocordycipitaceae. Gene Ontology annotation, cellular component: endoplasmic reticulum. The transcript has 2 exons. The record is from RefSeq and is a predicted model, not a curated record. Bases 95 to 1123 code for a protein of 342 amino acids.
GGGAAUAUCCGACCGUCUCUGGGUUCCUUCGAGCCGUCUUCCCCCCAAAACAUCAUCCUCCACCAUCGGCUGCUCGUCGCCUGCUCCCGCUACAAUGGACCAUCCGCUCGUGCAGAAAGCUCUGAGUUAUAUCCAGCAGAUCCCUCCUGUGCCGGAGCAGGUCCAAUUGGGUUUUGCUGCCAUCGGCGCGCUUUACCUCGGGACCAAGCUCCUGGGCUACCUGUCGCUCCUCCUCAGCGCCUUCGUUUUUGUCGGCCACCCUCUCCGCAGGUAUGGCCGCGCCGGCUCUUGGGCCGUCGUCACGGGCGCCUCGGACGGCCUCGGCAAGGAGUAUGCGACGCAGCUCGCCGCCAAGGGCUUCAACCUUGUCCUCGUCUCCCGAACCCAGUCCAAGCUCGACACACUCGCCAAGGACAUCGAGCAGAAAUACCCCGGCAAGGGCCUCCAAGUCAAGACGCUGGCUAUGGACUUUGCCAAGAAUGACGAGCGCGACUACGACCUGCUGCGCGAGCUGAUCCGCGGCCUCGACAUUGCCGUGCUCAUCAACAACGUCGGCCAGAGCCACAGCAUCCCCGUGUCGUUCCUCGAGACAACCAAGGAGGAGCUGGAGAACAUUGUCACCAUCAACUGCAUCGGCACCCUCAAGGUUACCCAGAUCGUCGCCCCCGUGCUGAAGGCGCGCAAGCACGGCCUGAUCCUGACCAUGGGCUCCUUCGGCGGCUGGACCCCCACCCCGUACCUGGCCACGUACUCGGGCAGCAAGGCCUUCCUACAGCAGUGGAGCAACGCGCUCGCUUCUGAGCUGGCCGACGACCACGUCGACGUCUACCUGGUCUUGAGCCACCUGGUCACGACGGCCAUGAGCAAGGUCCGCCGCCCCAGCCUGCUCAUCCCCAACGCGCGCAACUUCGUCAAGUCGGCCCUCGGCAAGAUUGGCCUUGGAGGCUACCAGACCGCGCCCAACACCUACACCCCUUGGUGGAGCCACGCCGUCAUGUUGUGGCUCAUCGAGAAUGUCCCUGGUGUCAACAGCCCGAUUACUAUCUGGUACAAUAAGAAGAUGCAUGUUGAUAUCCGCAAGAGGGCCCUGCGGAAGCGGGAGCGCGAGGCCAAGAAGCAAUAGGCGUCUUGCAGAUCCCUUGAGAUGUCCUGAUAGGAACUAGAAGACUGGGCAUGGGGAGGAGUUGGAACUGCACCAGAGUGCAAUAUGGUUUGGAGUCAUAGCAGGGAGGCUUCUGCUGCCGCUGGGGGCCGUGUAUGCUACCAAGUACCGGGUAAUGGGGUAAAAGCACAAGAAUGACACGACGUCUACGGGUACGUGUAUGGGGCUUGUCCAUGGUGCUCGAGCGGCUUGCGAAUUGAGCACGAGACCAUUAUAGGAUAUGAUGGACUUGUAACCUAGGGUUGGAAAGGAAACUAGUAAUCUUCGGACUAAUCGUUAUGCCUACGAAACCUCAGGUAGCUAGAGUGAGGC